GUUCCCAUCUUAUGCGCCUCCUGCCCGCACGUUACGCUGAUGGUGUAUACCAGCCUAUUCAAGAGCCACAGUUGCCAAAUCCCAGAAGACUCAGUCGUUUGAUUGCGAAGGGUCCGUCUGGUUUGCCCUCGACCACCAACCAAACAGUGCUCUCUGUGUUUUUUGGUUACCAUAUUGCUUUUGAAAUUUUUGACUCAAGAACCCCUGGAUGUCCUCCUGAGUUCAUGAACAUCCCAAUACCAAAAGGAGAUCCUAUCUUUGACACCUCUGGCACCGGGAAAGUAUUGCUGCCAUUUCAGAGAGCAUCUUGGGACAAAGAGUCCAGCCAGAGUCCCAACAACCCUCGUAUACAGGUGAACCUUGUGACUGCUUGGAUCGAUGGCAGCUCCAUCUACGGGCCUUCCUCCUCUUGGUCAGAUGCCCUGAGGAGUUUCUCUGGAGGGCUCUUGACUUCGGGCUCCGAGUAUAACAUGCCAAAACAAGAGGGAGGGCAUAGUCUUAUGUGGAGUGCUGCUGACCCCUCUACAGGAGAGCAUGGACCCAACGGCCUUUAUGAGUUGGGAAAUGCCUGGGCCAAUGAGAACUUGUUCACGGCAGCAGAAGGGAUCGUUUGGUUUCGCUACCACAAUUACAUGGCCUCCAAACUUCAUGAGGAGCACCCUCAAUGGUCAGACGAAAACCUAUUUCAGAAUGCCAGGAAGAUCGUUGUGGCCACGUUGCAGAAUAUUGCUCUAUAUGAAUGGCUUCCAGCAUACCUCGGAAACAAGAAGCUUCCUCCUUACCCAGGGUAUCAGAAAUUUGUCGAUCCUGGCAUCUCUCCCGAAUUUGGGGCUGCUGCCAUGCGCUUUGGUAUCUCCAUGGUCCCACCUGGUAUUUACAUGAGAGACAGAACAUGCCACUUUCGGGAGAUUAUCGACAUAGGCGGGACUUCAUCGCCUGCGAUUCGUCUUUGUAACAGCUUUUGGAAGCGUGAGAGUCCCAAUGUGAAAUCAGGACAGGACAUAGAUGACCUCAUCAUGGGGAUGGCCUCCCAGAUUGCAGAGAGAGAAGACAAUGUUGUUGUGGAAGACCUAAGAGACUACAUGUAUGGUCCCUUAAGGUUCUCCCGGUCCGAUCUGGUGGCCCUGACGGUGCAGAGAGGGAGGGACUUCGGCCUCUCCAGCUACAUCCAGGUCAGGCAGGCUCUGGAUCUACCUCCUGUAAAGACAUUCGAGGAGAUUAACCCCGAGCUCAACAGUGCCAACCCGCAGUUGCUUCGAGAGGUUGCAGAACUUUAUCACGGAGACAUCUCCAAACUUGAACUAUUCCCAGGAGGGCUGCUUGAAGCUCACAAUGGCCCGGGUCCGGUUUUCUCUGCCAUCAUAUUGGACCAGUUCGAGCGUAUCAGAAAUGGGGACCGUUUCUGGUUCGAGAAUAGACAGAAUGGUUUGUUCACAGAUGAGGAGAUCCAGGCGAUCCGUUACGUGACGUAUCACAAUGUCCUUACUGCAGUCACCAGCGCGGAAGCCAACGAUGUGCAAAAAAAUGUUUUCUUUUGGAAGGACGGUGACCCUUGUCCUCAGCCUGUUCAAGUGAUUGCAUCAGCGCUUGACCCCUGCACCAACAUCACCAAACUCGACUACUUUGAUGGGAGCGAAGUUGGUUUUAGCAUAUCUAUCGUUGUCCUGUUCCUCUUCCCUGUUGUGAGCUUUCUAGUGGCUUGUGUGGUGGCACAUUUCCACAAGUCCAAGUCCAAGAAAUACCAAAAGAAAGGAAAAGCUGAUGACAGAACAGAGGAGCCCUCUGUUGGAAUCAUGGCCUAUGAGUGGCAGGGCCCUGAGAAGCCUUUGCAUCAGGUCAGUGUGGAGAUCGACGAGAGGAGAAGGCUGCAGGUGUUUGACAGGGCUGGUCCUCCCCUUCGCUGCCUCAUCCUCGGUAAUCAGGCCCACCUCCAUCUAUUCCUCUCCAAUGACGGCGAUCGCAAAGAACUGCUGCUCAAAGUGCCGAAAGAGCACGACUUGGUGCUGUUUUUUGAAGACGAGUGCAAGCGUGCAGAAUUUGUCGAGCAGCUAUGUCCAGACGCCGACAACAGCAGGCAGGAGAUCACAGUGAAGGAGAUGAGAAGGAACGAGCUGCUAAAGGAGGCUUUGACCAAAGAGCAGAGGGCUCAGAUUGUGGAGACCUUCAUUAGACAUGCCUUCUGUAAGAUCUUGGAGAUAGAGAAGGGUGAUGCCGGCUUCAUAAGUGGUGUGAUCCGCAAGAAAACUAGGGAGGUUCUCCAGUGUGAGCUGAGCGCGUCAGAGUUUGCAGAUGUACUGCAACUUAAACCGGACUCUUUAUUCGUGGACUCCAUGUUCACCCUAGCCGACAAGGAUGGCAAUGGUUACCUUUCCUUUCAGGAGUUCCUUGACGUAAUGGUCAUCUUCAUGAAAGGGUCCCCUGAGGAAAAAUCCAAGCUCCUAUUCUCUAUGCACGACACCAGUGGAAACGGCUUCUUAUCCAAAGAAGAAUUUUCCAGGAUGCUCAGGUCCUUCAUUGAAAUCUCCAAUGGUGCUCUGUCCAAGAGCCAGGUGGAGCAGGGUAUCUCCACCAUGAUGCGGGCAGCAGACCUUGACAACCAAGAGAUAGUCACUUGGGAAAACUUCCAUUUCCUCCUGCGGGACCAUGAGAAGGAGUUGCAGUUUGCCCAGCUCAAUGUCAAAGGGAUGGAGACGCAGGAGAAGAAAAAACUGAGUCGAGACCUAAGAGUAUCCUUCAUUUGCCCACAAAGCAGUGGCAACAAGAAAGAUGCCCGUGAGCUGCGCAGACGUCAGGGGAAGAAGCCCGACCUCGAAACUCCAAGGGUCUACGUGAAGCCAAAGCGUGUACCAUACCUAAGGAACCCCAUCCAGCAGAAGAUCCAGCAGUUCAAACGCUUUAUUGAGAAUUACCGUCGUCACAUAGUGUGUGUCAUCAUUGUUUAUGGCAUCACUGCAGGCGUGGCGCUGGAAAGAUGUUACUACUAUGCUCUGCAGGCCGACUCCACAGGUAUCCCGGAAACCUCGAUCGUAGGGAUUGUGGUGUCUCGUGGCUCAGCAGCGGCCAUCUCCUUCUUGUUUCCCUACAUGCUCUUAACCGUGUGUCGCAACCUCAUCACACUGUGCCGAGAAACCUUCCUCAACCGUUACAUCCCCUUUGAUGCCGCCAUCGAUUUCCACCGCUUCAUGGCUAUGACUGCCAUCGUCCUCACAGUCAUUCAUAGUUUGGGUCAUGUAGUCAACGUCUACAUCUUCUCUAUCAGUGACCUAAGCAUCCUGUCCUGUCUCUUCCCCAAAGUCUUUUUCAACAACGGAUCUGAACUCCCCCAGAGCUGGAAAUGGUGGUUCUUUCAAACAGUCCCAGGAAUGACGGGUAUCCUGCUUCUCUUAGCUUUUUCUUUCAUAUAUGUUUUCGCAUCCCGCUAUUUCCGCCGCAUCAGUUUCCGUGGAUUCUGGCUCACGCAUUACCUUUACAUCAUUGUAUACACCCUGACUGUCAUACACGGAAGCUUUGCCUUGAUUCAAGAACCACGCUUCCAUAUCUACCUGAUCCCCCCGGCGCUGCUCUUCCUGCUGGACAAACUGAUCAGUUUGAGCAGGAAGAAAGUGGAGAUCCCUGUGGUCAGAGCCGAACUUCUCCCUUCAGGUGUGACACAUCUGGAAUUCAAGCGCCCGCAGGGCUUUGUGUAUCGUUCAGGCCAGUGGGUUCGUAUAGCGUGUCUGCUGUUGGGCACGGACGAGUAUCACCCAUUUACCCUGACGUCAGCGCCACACGAAGAGAACCUCAGCCUGCACAUCCGUGCUGUGGGACCCUGGACCAAUCGACUAAGAGAGCUCUACUCCGACGAAAGCGAGGUCGAGCGUGGCACCUAUCCAAAGUUGUACCUGGACGGACCGUUCGGAGAAGGCCAUCAGGAGUGGAUUGACUAUGAGGUUUCUGUUCUGGUGGGAGGAGGGAUUGGAGUCACCCCAUUCACCUCCAUCCUCAAGGACCUUGUGUUCAAGUCCUCCGUCAAGUCGAAGGUUCAGUGUCAAAAGGUAUACUUCAUCUGGGUGACACGGACACAACGCCAGUUUGAGUGGGUGUCCGACAUCAUCAGAGAGGUGGAGGAGUUGGACACCCUCGACUUGGUGUCAGUUCAUAUCUACAUCACUCAGCUAGCGGAGAAGUUUGACCUCCGCACCACCAUGCUGUAUGUGUGUGAGCGUCACUUCCAGAAGGUGUGGAACCGCAGCCUGUUCACCGGCCUGCGCUCCGUCACUCACUUUGGCCGCCCUCCCUUUGUGUCCUUCUUCAGCUCCCUGCAGGAAGUCCAUCCCCAGGUGGGUAAAAUCGGUGUAUUCAGCUGUGGUCCCCCCGGACUGACCAAAGGUGUGGAACGGGCUUGCCAGCAGAUGAACAAGAGGGACCAGGCACACUUUGUUCAUCACUACGAGAACUUUUGAGCUGUUGGCAGCUCAGUGCUUCACGGUGAUCAGUGACACACGUUCUUGCCAAAUCUAAAGUGUGAUGUGCUGAACAGCUUACCAACUAAAUCAGGAUAGAAGCUUCUGACAGGUAGUAAAUGCUAAUA
Molecule: messenger RNA, 4570 nt
Organism: Lampris incognitus (smalleye Pacific opah)
Lineage: Eukaryota; Metazoa; Chordata; Actinopteri; Lampriformes; Lampridae
Gene: duox
Product: dual oxidase
Exons: 31
Coding region: 12-4442 (1476 amino acids)
Biological process (GO): defense response; response to oxidative stress; superoxide anion generation
Cellular component (GO): plasma membrane; NADPH oxidase complex
Molecular function (GO): calcium ion binding; peroxidase activity; superoxide-generating NAD(P)H oxidase activity
Source: RefSeq, a predicted model, not a curated record